Molecule: messenger RNA, 1698 nt
Organism: Indicator indicator
Lineage: Eukaryota; Metazoa; Chordata; Aves; Piciformes; Indicatoridae
Product: multidrug and toxin extrusion protein 2-like
Exons: 17
Coding region: 1-1698 (565 amino acids)
Biological process (GO): xenobiotic detoxification by transmembrane export across the plasma membrane
Cellular component (GO): membrane
Molecular function (GO): xenobiotic transmembrane transporter activity; antiporter activity
Source: RefSeq, a predicted model, not a curated record
AUGGCGGCGGCAGCAGCGGCAGCGGCGCGGUGCCUGCGGGGCGUCCGGCGCCUCCUGCCCGCGGGCGCCCGGCGGGAGAGCUGCGAGCUGGCCCGGCUGGCGGGGCCGGUGUUUGUUGCCCAACUGCUGGGGCUCCUGAUCAGUGUGGUCAGCUCCAUCUUCUGUGGUCACCUGGGGAAAGCUGAGCUGGAUGCUGUGACGCUGGCAGUGUCUGUUAUCAAUGUGACAGGCAUCUCCAUCGGGUCUGGUUUAGCCUCAGCAUGCGAUACGCUGAUGUCUCAGACGUACGGUGGCAAGAACCUGAAGCAGGUGGGCACCAUCCUGCAGCGGGCAAUCCUCAUCCUGCUGCUGUGCUGCUUCCCUUGCUGGGCCCUCUUCGUCAACACCGAGCAGAUCCUCCUGCUCAUCCAUCAAGACCCCGAGGUCUCCAGGCUAACUCAAGUCUACGUGAUGAUCUUUAUUCCAGCUCUUCCUGCAGCAUUCCUGUACCAGCUGCAGACAAGAUAUUUACUAAGUCAGGCGAUCAUUUUGCCUCAGGUGUUGACAGGGAUUGCAGCCAACAUCCUCAAUGUGGCCAUGAACGCCUUCUUCCUUCAUGCACUGAAGCUGGGCAUGGUGGGCUCUGCCUGGGCUAACACAGUUUCUCAGUACACCCAGGCCAUCCUCCUCUUCCUUUACGUGUGGUGGAAGAAGAUCCAUGUGGAGACCUGGGGAGGUUGGACCAGGGACUGCCUCCUGGACUGGGGCUCAUUUAUCCAUCUGGCAGUUCCUGGCAUGCUCAUGAUGUGUAUUGAAUGGUGGACUUUUGAGAUUGGGAGCUUCUUGGCAGGGCUGCUCAGUGUGGUGGAGCUGGGUGCACAGUCUGUCAUCUAUGAGCUGUCCUCUGCAGCAUACAUGGUGCCUCUGGGCUUCAGUGUGGCUGCAAGUGUCAGAGUGGGCAAUGCCUUGGGAUCUGGGGAUGCUGUGCAAGCCAAGACCUCCUGCAUCACCGCACUGCUGUGUGCAGAAGUUUUUGCUGUGGUGGUUGCAGUGUUGCUAGGAACCCUAAAGGACGUGGUGGGAUACAUCUUCACCAGUGACAGGGAAAUCGUUGUCUUGGUGUCCAAAGUCAUGGUCAUCUUUGCUCCGUUCCACUUGUUUGACGCGACAGCAGCGACCUGUGGCGGGGUGCUGCGGGGCACCGGCAAGCAGAAGGUCGGUGCCAUCGCCAACGCCGUCGGCUACUAUGGCAUCGGCCUGCCCAUCGGCCUCUCCCUGAUGUUUGCAGCUAAGAUGGGGGUCUUAGGUCUCUGGGUGGGGAUGAUUGUUUGUAUCUCUUUGCAAGCCCUUUCCUUCUUCGCUUUUGUCAUGCGCAUGGACUGGAAGAAAGCUGCAGAAGAGGCUCAGGUCCGAGCUGGACUGAAAAAACAACUGGAAGAUGUGAACUCCAGUGGCCCAGCUUCUAACAAAGCAUCUGCUGUGGAUUACGUCUCCGUGGACACAGACACUGUGGACACUGUGGUCCUGCCUGAGAGCAUGGUGGGAGGCGAGAGGCAACCUGACCAGCAGCUCAUCACACAAGAGGAGCUGGUUGUCAUCCCUGCUCCUCCUGCUGUGGUGUGGAAGGCUGUGCUCAUCCGUCGAGUGCUGGCUGCUGCUGCUGCCGUGGCUGUCCUGCUGGUGGGCGUGCUGGUGCGGCUGCUGACUGGCAAUGGCUAG